UCUGCUGAUCUUCACUCUCAUUCAACUGACACAUGGCGCGGACACUUGUCUUCUCGCAUGUCCUCUGCUCGCCAUUCUCAUCUCCAACCUCUUCUUAUUUUCUUCUCUAAGCCCACACCUCGUAUUCCCCACCCCCUUCAUCAAGCGAGCAUCCGUCGGAGACUCUUUUGACCAGAAUGGCCACCAAAGCAGAGCUUCUUUCUGCGGCGUUCGUCCUUUCUUUUCUCUUUCUUUCUGUUAGUUUAGCAUAUGGUAUGAAAGACCCAGAAGUGCUGCAGUGUAAGCACCAGUGCAGGCAGCUAAGACGGGUCGGUGAGGAAGAUAAGCAAAGAUGCUUCGAGAGAUGUGACGAGUAUUAUAAGGAGAAGAGAAGGAGAGAGCGGUCUCGACAAGGACACUGCGAAAAAGUACUUGGCGGCAGUGAUGGAGAAGAUGGAUCUUCUUCUUUAGAUCCUCAAGCCCAGUUGAGUAUUUGUCAAGAAAAGUGCGAUAGUCUACGGGGAGAGCAGAGGCAGCUCUGUCGCCUUCGCUGCCAACAUAGUAGGAGGAGAGAACAAGAGGAAGAAGAAGAAGAAGAAGAAGAAGAAAAUGACGAUGACGAAGAGGAAGAGAAUGAUGAUAGUAACCCGUAUGUGUUUGAGGAUAAACACCUGACUACGAAAGUGAAAACGGAGCAAGGAAGAGUGGAUGUUCUUGAGAAAUUCACGAGCAAGUCAAAGCUCCUUCGAGGAAUCAGGAAUUACAGAGUAGCAUUUCUUGCAGCAAAUCCUCUUAGCUUCGUUGCUCCAAGUCACUGGGACGCUGACGCCGUUCUCUUUGUUGCAAGGGGUCGAGCAACGAUCGGUUUGGUACGUGAAGAUAAGACAGAGAGGUUGAACGUUGAAUUUGGAGAUACAGUAAAAGUUUCUGCAGGUACUCCAAUUUACAUGGUGAACAGAGAUGAAAACGAGAAACUCUUCAUCAUCAAGCUCCUACGACCUGUAAAUCUCCAUGGCGAAUACGAGGCAUUUUAUGGACCUGGUGGUCGAGACCCUGAAUCAUUUUACCCAGGAUUCAGCUCGGAAGUACUCGAAGCUGCUCUCAACAUUAGAAGAGAGAGAUUGGAGAAGCUUUUCAAACAACAGGAUGGAGGGAGCAUCAUGAAAGCGAGUAAAGAACAAGUGAAGGCAAUAAGCAGCCGUGUAGAGGAGGAAGGUUGUAGCUUCUGGCCUUUGCAGGUGAAUCAAGACUCUCUUACAACAUAAUCAAGAGACGUCCGUUUUACAGCAACCGCCAUGGCCAACUCUUCCAAGCUACUUCAUUUCAUUACAGACCGCUUCAUGACCUGAAUCUAAUGCUUUCUUUCGUCAACAUCACCAACGGAUCCAUGUCUGCGCCAAUGUACAACUCCAGGGUGACUACAAUAGCUAUCAUCAUCAAUGGGGAAGGGCGCUUUGAAAUGGUGACUCAUAAGGAGUCAAAGCAAGGGAAGAGCAGCUCAGCUUACCAAAGAAUAAGUUCAGGCUUGAGAAACAACAUGAUAUUCGUUGUCCCGCCGGCUCAUCCCUGGGUAGUGCUUGCAUCACCCACCACCAAUCUGCAAAUCCUUUGCUUCAAUGUCAAUGCUGAAAACAACAUUAGAUACCCACUUGCAGGAAGAAGGAAUGUAGUGAAGAGUAUGGGAAGGGAAGCAAUGGAGUUGGCGUUUAAAAUAAAAGGAGUAGAGAUAGAGAGGGCAUUUAGCAGCCAAGGAGAAGAGUACUUUUUUGCAGGACCAAGAGAAGAGAAAAAACAGGACUAUGCUUAUGCUUGAGAAUCAAAGGCCGAGGGAAAUCAUGUAGAUAUACAUACAAAUAAUCUUAUCAUAAGAGAUGUAAGU
This is a messenger RNA of Carica papaya (papaya), 1858 nucleotides long. RefSeq names its product vicilin Pis v 3.0101-like. The record is from RefSeq and is a predicted model, not a curated record. NCBI's taxonomy places the organism in Eukaryota, Viridiplantae, Streptophyta, Magnoliopsida, Brassicales, Caricaceae.